GAGAACGAGCCCCGUACCAAUUUGAUUGCGAAUAAAAAGAUUGAGUAAAUGGAGGCGAGCAACAUUUUAGUUGGAAAUCUCAUCGAAGGAGUAUCACAACCGAAUCCUAAAUUCAUUCCGAUUCUCGUCAAUUCGUGUUCGCGUCAUACGUAAUUUGUUGCACCCAUCCGUUUAAAUCGUUGCAUCAUUACGCAAUUCAAAUUAUUUGCAAAGAAAAAAAAAUUGGAAAAAAAGAAAGCGAGAAUAUUCGAUAGAAAGUGUGUGGAUGAACGCAUCUAACUACAUAUUCUAGAUUUUCAAUUCUGUUUGAUUUAAAUUACACUAGUGUGCUGAUCACAUUCAUAAAUUAUUGUGAAUAAAAAGGAAUUAUUUGCUGAGAAUUGCCGAUUCAUUAGAAAUAUCAUCAACAAGUGUCGUACGUGAACAGAGAUCGCUGUUGGUUUUAAGCACCACAUUUAUCUAUAUGCACGUGAUUCAAUUGUUUUCGAAGUGUCCAAUUUUAAACUGAAUUUUUUGUGAGAAUUUUCGUUCGAAAUCUAACGGAAUUUUAUACACACCGAUUAGGUAGAUCCAACUUCUAUUUUGCACUAGAGGCUUUGCAAAUUAAAUCAAUCUAGCCAUGUCAAAUUGUCGCGUAUUGUGUAUGCUGGCUGUUGUAAUUGCUGUACUGAGUGUGACAGCGGUAUAUGGUGGGCCGGCCAGAUCAUUGGUUUCAGUGAUGAGCUCUGCUCGAACUGCAAAAAUUCCACGCGCCAUUCGAGCCCCGUUUCGAAACAGUGAAAUGAUGACUGCUCGUGGCUUUGGCAAACGAAGCCAGAUGAAUAAAUUUAAAAAUGAUAACCCUCAGAAAUCGGACACAGAAAUUCCAUGGUCGAGUGACAAAUUUGACGUUCAAGAUGGAUCGACUGACAAUACUGAGUCAUCUCAAAAAUUGUUAGGCGCACAGUUUGACGAAAGCUACCCAAUCGAAUGGAUUGUACAAGAGAUGGUUGGAAAUGCAGCAUUUCUGCGUUCGCUCCUGGAACGUUGUGUUGACACAAACCAUGAUGGGCAAGUGACUUUACGAGAGCUGUUUGACGGUGUUGCAUCACCUUUUGUCACUGAUUUAAUUUAAAUUUUCCAUCAGUUUUUGAUUUUAUUAUUCGAUUAAUUUAAGCGCUGACACCUGGUGCGUUAAAUCUCAUGAAUUAUUUUGCAAACAAAACAAACAAAUCCAAUAAUAGAAGAUGUGACAUAUCAGUGAGGAUCGGAUUUCUGUUGAGUUCGGGAUGUUUUCACUUAAAAACUACUUAUCCAUUUACUGUUAACAAUAACAAUGAGAAGUAAAGAGAAAAAAAAGCUAAAGAAAAAUUAUUCAGAUCAUAUAAAGAGCAAAUUUUUUUCGUGUAUAAUCAAAAACAAACAACAACAAAAAAAACAGAUAUAAAUUGAUGGUAUUGAACUAUUGAUUGUCAAUUUGCACAACUAAAAAUAAUUUACUAUCCGUCCCAAGCGCGACUCCACACUUAGCUUCUAAAUGUGACACCGUAGUAAGUGUGGGCAUACGUUUUGCGAAUAAGCGACAAAGAGAAUGGAAACAAGUGCGCGUGUAUUAGUCGCUACAUUGAGAAGCAUCGCAUCAGGCUACUUACUACCACACGCGCACUUGUUUCCAUUCUCUUUGUCGUUUAUUCGCAAAACGUAUGCCCACACUUACUACGGUUUCACAUUUAGAAGCUAAGUGUGGAGUCGCGCUUGGGGUAUUUAUAUAUAGAUUUAAGUGGAUAUCAUCUAUAUUGAUGAUCAGGAUAUCCCAAUUACAUGCCCUUUAUUAUUGCUCCUUCAUUUUUGGCCCGUGCAAAUCGACUGAACUACGCGAUGUAUCUCAUUAACUUGAUUUCCAUUUCUGUAUGGUUUAUUAUUCGGUUUAAUAAAACCGUUAAAUUAAAUAUAAUUGCGCUAUGGUAAAAUGGAAUGAAUGGAACAUCCAUAUGAUGAGAUGCACGCAUCGGAAUUUCUAUCGGAAUUCAAAUUUCACAGCUAUAGCAAGAAUCAAUGUUGUCAAUAAUUUCACAUUUUCGUUAAAUUGAUGGAUGUUAAAUAAAAUUCUAUAAAAAAAAACAAUAAGAAAUGUGAAUGUUAAAAUUAAAGAGAACAAACCAAAAAAAACAGUAUUAAUCAAUUCAAUAAAUGGACUUUGCAAUUAUAAAAAUCCAAUUUACCAUUUCCACAUGAUUUAUGAAGAGAGAAAAAACAAUCUCUGCCCUCAACUACCAUUUUAUUUACCAUUGAAUUGCUUGGUUAUUUUCUUUGAUCGAAACAUAUUUGCAAAUAUUAAAAUUAUCAAAUUGUUAACAUUGAUAAGAUAAUUUAUUUUUAAAAGUCAAACCAUUUU
This is a messenger RNA of Sitodiplosis mosellana (orange wheat blossom midge), 2374 nucleotides long. RefSeq names its product allatotropins-like. The record is from RefSeq and is a predicted model, not a curated record. The transcript has 4 exons. The coding region runs from base 620 to 1114 and encodes 164 amino acids. NCBI's taxonomy places the organism in Eukaryota, Metazoa, Arthropoda, Insecta, Diptera, Cecidomyiidae.